Messenger RNA from Cyprinodon variegatus (sheepshead minnow), 3799 nucleotides. RefSeq names its product nuclear factor of activated T-cells, cytoplasmic, calcineurin-dependent 2 (gene nfatc2a). Lineage: Eukaryota; Metazoa; Chordata; Actinopteri; Cyprinodontiformes; Cyprinodontidae. Gene Ontology annotation, biological process: calcineurin-NFAT signaling cascade; regulation of transcription by RNA polymerase II; cytokine production. The record is from RefSeq and is a predicted model, not a curated record. Gene Ontology annotation, molecular function: DNA-binding transcription factor activity, RNA polymerase II-specific; transcription factor binding; RNA polymerase II cis-regulatory region sequence-specific DNA binding. The transcript has 10 exons. Bases 182 to 2863 code for a protein of 893 amino acids. Gene Ontology annotation, cellular component: transcription regulator complex.
CCGCCUUCCUUUCUGAAAAUAACCGCUGAGAACUGAAACAGGAAACUUUGAUCGCAGCUUCAACUCUAGUAGUUGGCCGAUGCGGGAUCUGACGCUCCGGCAGCGAAUUGGCUCCAGCAGAGCAAACCCAGCAGGAGGAAUCUAUAGACUUCAAUAAAAUAAAAAAUAAAAAUCAAGACAGAUGACAUCCUUUUACGACGAAAAGGACCUGGAGGAAGACCUGAGUCAAGCCAACUGUCCUGAUGAGGAUUUACAGUUUGAGUAUUUGUUUGAGUAUGAGCCGCCUUGCAGCGACUUUGCAGGAGGAGACCAAGAUGACCCUGGCCUUGCUUCUCACAAGGUGCUCAGUCCUGAAUCCAGGCCAGGUUUUCCUCUGGAUGAGCCGUACAGGAUCAAGUCGUGCAGCUCCCCUUACUCCGACUCAAAAGUUCUCUCUGGGUAUGAAAACCAGGAGGCCAGGAACUACCUGGAGAGCGCCCGGCCCCCGGGCGUCGCCCUGAGCCCCCGGAUUGAGAUCACCCCCUCCCGUGAGCACUACAGCCAUGGCCGGGACUCCCUGCCGAGCCAGCACCUGAACAUCAGCCCCCGGCCCACCCUCACUGUGCCCGGCCAUGAUAACCUGGCCUACCGGGAGCCCCAGUGCCUGAGUCCUGCCAGCAGCAAUUCCUCCACCAGCUGGCACUCUGAGAACUACUCCCCCUGGGCGUCUCCCUGCGUCUCCCCCAGCAGCGUCCCCAAUCCGGGCGAUCUCUGCCCCCGCAUGCAGAACAUCCACACCAGCUCCCCACGCACCUCCCCGGGUACCUCCCCUCACACCAACCUAGGAGAGGACGGCGGCCUGGGGGCGCGUUCUCCCUCCCCCCGGCCGCGCUCCGCCUCCCCACAGGGCAAGCGCACCUACGAAAUGUACCGGAAUCCGGGGCUGAUCCCCGGACAGAGGUCCCGCAGCCCGUCCCCCCACGGCAGGCAGGAGGAUCUCAACAUGGGAGCUCAUUUCGCGCAUGCUGGCGUCGUAGAAGGCGUGAACGGUUUUAACGGCAGCCAGCCAGGCCUGGUGCCCACCAAAAUAGUCAAAACGUCCAACCAAGUUUACACUCUGUACCCAGAGAACCAUGGGGACGGGAACUACUUAGUGCCCUGUGAUCAGGACAUUAAAUCUAAACCUGCGGGGGAACCUUUCUUUGUCAUCCCAUCAAUCUGGCCUAAGCCGCUGGUUCCCAGUAUCUGCAGCCUCCCGCUGGCGUCACUCCCACCGCUGGAAUGGCCGCUUCCCAGUCGCACCGAACAGUACGAGCUCCACAUUGAGGUCCAGCCCAAACCGCACCACAGGGCCCACUAUGAGACGGAGGGAAGCAGGGGUGCAGUCAAAGCACCCACAGGGGGGCACCCGGUGGUUCAGUUGCACGGCUACAGAGGGAAGGAUCCCCUCGGCCUGCAGAUUUUCAUCGGUACUGCGGACGAGCGCAUCCUGAAGCCUCACGCUUUUUAUCAAGUCCACCGAAUCACCGGCAAAACCGUCACCACCAACAGCUACGAGAAGAUCAUCCACGGCACAAAGGUGCUGGAGAUCCCGUUGGAGCCAAAGAACAACAUGAAAGCCAUAAUCGACUGCGCCGGCAUCCUGAAGCUCAGGAAUGCCGAUAUCGAGCUGAGGAAAGGCGAGACGGAUGUGGGUCGGAAAAACACCCGAGUUCGCCUGGUGUUUCGUGUUCACAUACCCCAACCUGGAGGUCAGCACGUCUCUCUGCAAGCAGCGUCGCAUCCCAUCGAGUGCUCUCAGCGCUCUGCGCAUGAACUUCCCAUGGUGGAGAAGCAGGACAUGGACAGCUGCUCCGUCCUGGGCGGCCAGCAGAUGAUCCUGACCGGGCAGAACUUCAGCUCCGACUCAAAGGUCGUCUUCCUGGAGAAGUCUCACGAUGGUCAGCAAAUCUGGGAGGCGGAAGCAACAGUGGACAAAGAUAAGAGCCAACCUAGCAUGCUGUUCGUGGAAGUACCGUCUUACCCAGACACAUCCGUGUGCCAUCCCGUCAAAGUGAACUUCUAUGUUAUUAACGGCAAACGGAAGCGCAGCCAGCCUCAGCAUUUCACCUUCACCCCUCUGACAUCUCCAGCCAUAAAGACGGAACCUCUCGACGAAUACGAAGUGCAGAAUAUGGGCUUCGGUAUUCCUCAGAUCUUAGGCCUAUCUCCUCACUCCUACUACCACAGCCCUCGCGGUGUCCUUCACUCAGACAACGGCCUAAUGUCCAGCAUGGCUUCAUGUCAGCGCUUCAGCUCCAGCGUGCCAAACCAAGACGGCCAUUUUCAGCAGCAGAGCCCGGCUAUCGUCUACUCUCGAGGCGGAAAGAGCCUCGGUAGCAGCCCGGGCACGUGGCACACCGGCGGGAUCGUUCCUGACCCCCACCGGUCCGUCUUGGUCCACACAGGCUCACCGGCUCAGUCCGUAGGUCCCAUCAGCACCGGUCAGCACCCUUCCAUUAUCCAGUUCUCUCCCACCAAUCACCACCUUCUCAGAGACGUGGAGACUCUCCCGCCUCCUCAGCCUGAGGGCCAGCAGAUCCUCUUCUGCGACGGCUACCCCCCACAGGCCGCCUCCCACUCCCCCGUACUCCCCCAGGCCCAGGCAGCCGUGACCCAACAGCAGCCGUGUCCCACCGUCAUCCAGCAGCAGCCGUUUGGGCAGAAGGAUUCCCAGAAAGUUCGUGCCUCGCCGGUGACGCAGCCGAUGGAGGCUCCGGGUGACACGCAAAGGAGGGUGACCAUCAAGGAGGAGAACUUGGACCAGGCCUACCUAGAUGACGGUGAGUUGAAUGAAAUCAUCAGAAAGGAUCUGACGGGGGUUCAGGCCAGAGGUCAGACAUAGACGACAGAGCGCAGCAGGAAGCAACAGCCUUUUCCCCUUCCUGUCCUGCCUGCAGACAGAUACGCAUCGAUGCAAUCAUCCCAUCUCCAGCAAGGUGGCGCUCCUUCCUACAAUCACAUCUUCUGGUCAUUGUUCUCCUCUAACACAGAGACUGAAACAUCAGCUCCUGGUUGCUGUUUGUGCUUUGAAUGAUUUCCUGCAAUAAACACUUUGUAAACAGAGGAGAUCAUUUUACCAAAACGACGUGCAAACCAGCAGGACGACUGAGAAACAGGGACAUGCACCUUAUUUUGAUGAAAACCUUUACAAGUUGAACCUCAGAAACCAUGAAAAAAAGGAGAAAGGGCUGGAAAAAAAAGGGAAAUCCUCACAUAAGUCCUUAAGAUCGCUUUAUCUGCUUCGUUCAUGCAAUAAACUCACACUUCCUGCCUUUUAUCUGGUUUGUAGCAUGCAGCUGGUUCCCAAAAAAAAUCUCUCGCAGGUUAAUGCUUUUACCACCAACGAAGCGCAAAUCUGUUUUCUUGUAUGCAUUUUUCUUGUGGCUUAUUAUAUAUUGAGGUCUUCUUGCACAAAAUGUAUACUUGUCAAUCUUUUUUGAAAACCGUCCAAAGCUUUCAUGGCAAUCAUCUCAUGAGUUCAGUUUUCUGCUAGAAGACAAACGCACACAGCCUUAGGCGUAAAUGAACUGUUGUGACACUGCCUAUUAUGCACUGUUUGGUUCAUGUUCUUACUUCAUUUAGUCUAACAGAGGGAAUGAACAUGUUGCACCUCGUUUUGAUGCUAUACACUGCAAAGAAAUAGCUAAAAAUAAGUAAAGAAUUCUUGAAAUAAAUGUGUUUCUCCUUAAUUUGAGCAGAAAUUAGCAUUUUAUCCUUAAAUUAGGAUGAUUAGAUAUCAUGCACUUGACAUAAGAUCAUUGUUUUUUUUUUUCAAAUU